AUGGCCACUCCUCCAGUAGAGAGCACGUUGAGCACCUUGUCAGUGGAUUAUGAGGGAGACGCGCCUACGCCGUCCUUCAGUGAAUGGAUCAACUGGGGCGACGAUCCAGAUCCGGAGGUCGAUGAUCAACAGAGUCCCGACACACAAGUCUUUCUGAAUACACCAAAUGAGACGACCACAGACGGCAUUCCCGUUGAUCAGGAAUUCGCCAAUUGGAAGCACCGCGCCUGCCCGGCUUGGAUUAUGCUUGCCGAAGGCAAGUCCUUGGAAGCCGGGGAACAACUCGCAGUGCCGUGGUGGGGUAGGCCGGACGUGGAGUGUCCUGGGUCCGAACUCCGAGCGGAAUCCGGGUGCCUGGGGUGUGCCAAGGGAGAGCGCGAGGAACGCCCGCUCGGCACGCACUGCGUGACGAAAACACAGAGCAAACGUGCGAAGCAAGAUGCUGGGAGAGGGUGGGACAAGACGCGCUGGUGGCUGCGUCACGCGUUCGUCCUGCGACAUGUCGUCACGAGUCUCAGAAUUCGAUGGGACGUUGUCACGAUCGAAUUCCCGCAGUAUUGGAAAUGGGCCGAAUCAGUUGACGGGGAUGGAGGAUAUUGGGCUGCCGCGCCUGGCGGGCAAACCGCCAGUGGUGAACAUGGCGAAGUACGGCCGCAUCCCAUCUUGAUGAUGAUGCCCCAGCCGAAUCCUGCCCGACAGUCAUAUGAUAGUAUCCUACAUGGCCAGUGGGGAUACCGAGAUAUGGAUGGGAAAGUCGUGGUCCUGAAGCAGGAGGACGCACAAGUCUUCAGGAAUAGAGCUGGUGAUGACUCCCUUUGGACGACCUCGCAACCGGAGACGAUGCGCCAUGGACAACGGUCGGAGCAAGGCCCGGAUAUCGAGGACAAGGUCUCCGGAUCAGAGAGCAGCCGAGAGACGGCCUAG
Molecule: messenger RNA, 924 nt
Organism: Laetiporus sulphureus 93-53
Lineage: Eukaryota; Fungi; Basidiomycota; Agaricomycetes; Polyporales; Laetiporaceae
Exons: 6
Coding region: 1-924 (307 amino acids)
Source: RefSeq, a predicted model, not a curated record